ACUCACCUGAGGUACUGGGGUGAUGCUUUCACUGGUAUAAUAUUUCAAAUAUUUGAUAUUCAUAAUAGGUAUUGAUUGUAUAACCAUUAGCACCGGUAUUAUCAAAGUUUCAGAGCGUGGUGGAGUUUUCCUAGAUUAACAACUGUCGGUGUACAUGUUGGGUGUGGCGUGGAUUCUGUCGACCCUGGGGGUGGUUGCAGGUGUCAAUGACCUGUACCUCCUAGGGCUCUUCCCCCUAGAGGGGGCCUGGAGGGGAGGGGCGGGGCAGGUGGUGGCUGUAGACAUGGCGCUGGCAGAGGUGAACGCAAGGGAGGAUAUUCUACCUGGGUACAGACUCAAUCUCAUCUGGAACAAUACCAAGUGCGAUCCUGGGAUCGGUGUGGACAUCAUGUACAAGAACCUCAUCUCCCCACCUACCAAGGUGAUGAUCAUCGGGGCCGGAUGCUCCAUCGUCAGUCAGGCCACGGCGCAAGCAUCCCACCUCUGGAACAUGGUCCAGAUGUCCUACAUAUCUGUAUCACCGGCUCUAUCAGACAAAACACGCUUUCCACGUUUCUUCCGUGCAAAUACCCCGGAUGUAGAUGUCAACCCUGCCAUCGUCGACAUUUUCAAGCAGUUUGGUUGGUCGAGUAUCGCAACCAUUCACCAGUCGUAUGAGCUGUUCUCGGCGCCAAUUGCUGACCUGAUCAAGCGCAUGAAGGAGGCCAACAUCACCAUCGUGAGAUCAGAGAUCAUCAGCAGUACCCCCCAGACACAGGUGGAAAACCUCAAGACCAAUGACGUCCGAAUAAUCGUUGGAAGUUUUUAUGCUGAUAUGGCUCAGCAAGUGUUUUGUCAUGCCUACAAGGUGGGACUGUACGGCCCCAAGGUCGUAUGGGUGAUUAACGGGUGGUACGAGACAGAAUGGUGGAAGGUGGCCAACCCAUUGAUGGACUGCACGGAGGAACAGUUGGCUGAAGCUAUAGAAGGGUAUUGGGCUGUUGACAGAAUCUACCAGAACCCCCGGGGAGAGAAAGCGUUGUCUGGCCUUACCCCUGCGGAGUUUUUGGACCAGUUUGCUGCCAGGACGACCCCUGACAUGCCGGGUCUGCGCUUUGGUCCUAUGACGUACGAUACAACCUGGGCGAUAUGUCUGGCACUGAAUGGCACUCUCACGGAUCUCAUGAAUAACGGCAGCAGCAAGGGCCUGGAGGACUUUGACUACUCUGAUGACGACCUGGGAAUGCUUCUUCUGGACAACACGAGGAGGGUCAAUUUCUUGGGGAUCAGAGGGCAGUUCAGAUUCAACGAGAAGGGGGACAUGGUGUCACUGUACAGAGUAGACAGGCUGCAGAACAGUAAGAUCGACAUGGUGGGGUUGUACGACGCCAACCUCCAGACUGACGUCAAGAUCGAGUGGCUGGUCGACUCUGCCCCCGUCGUCUGGAAUGGUGACAAGGUACCCAAGGACUCGGUACAGGUCAUAAGGAAGCUGGAACGUCUUCCCCUCCCCAUGUACAUCUGUAUUUGCGCUCUGGCCGGACUGGGCAUCGUUCUCAGCUGCCUCUUUUUGGCAUUCAACGUUCUCUUCCGGAAAAUUAAAAUCGUGAAGAUGUCGUCCCCGCGUCUAAACAACCUCAUCCUCAUUGGUUGUCUCCUCCUCUACUCCACCGUCUUCCUCCACGACAUGACAUCGACUGUCGUCAGUGCCAUCUGCAAGGCUAAAGUUCUGUUCUUGGUCAUCGGGUUCUCCAUGGCGUUCGGGGCCCUGUUUGCUAAAACCUGGCGGGUGCAUUAUAUCUUCACGAACGCCACCAAGCAGAAGAAGAUACUGACCGACACUCAGCUGUUCGUGAUGAUAGGCGCACUUGUGGGUCUCAACUCCACCGUGGUCGUCGUGUGGAACCUCGUCGAUCCUGUCGUCGUCGUCAAUAAGGACCUCAUACCCCAGCGAGACGAGGCGCAUGACCGGGAGACCCGGGGGUACGUGGAGACAUGCGAGUCCCCCAACCAGAUGUACUUCCUGGCCACGCUGUUCGGUAUCCAGGGCAUUCUCCUGCUGCUGGGGACGUUCCUUGCCUGGGAGACGCGGAAGGUGAAGGUUGAAGGACUGAACGACUCCAAGAUGAUCGGCGUCUGCAUCUACAACGUAGUCGUCCUCAGCGUUCUGGGUGUGACUGUUUCCAUGGCAAUGGGGGACAAGGUCAGCCUCAACUACUGUCUCUCCUCCCUCGUCGUCAUCACCGCCACCACCGUCACACAGUGCCUCAUCAUUGUCCCCAAGAUAACAGCAUACAAACAGAACAAGACGAAAGUCGGGGACGAUGAUGUGGGCACCGGGACAACACGAGCCCCCACUACAGUCAACACCCACCUCGCUCCACCCACAGCCACAGACGCCAGGGUGGCUGCUCUACACGCACAAGUGCAGGAGCGAGACAAGAUGAUACUGGUUCUCAAUACCGAAGUAAGACAACUGAAAGGACAACUAGAAGCAGCUAAAACUCUGAACAAGACAGAUUCAACAACGAAUGACGAAACGGAUGUACAUGCGUCACAGGUCAGAUUGGAUUCCAAACCAGCGGAAGAAAUGAAUAACACGGGAGCGGUGACAGACACGAUCAAGUUGACCCAGACACUGAGAACAAAGGGAAUACAACCACGACCAACGGAUGAGGGGAGUUAUUCGGAGAGUGUGGACGAUACGCGGUGGCUGCAGACUUGCGCAGUGGUGUUGGGGGAACCGUCAGCCAUCCAGAUGCGGAAGGCUGGGGGGAACCUUGGCAUGCAAUCGGUACUGGUGUCCAUGAUGUGGCUCGUGGUUCUAUCCGAGUAA
Haliotis rufescens (red abalone) is the source of this 2815-nucleotide messenger RNA. Its product is annotated as gamma-aminobutyric acid type B receptor subunit 1-like. Gene Ontology annotation, molecular function: G protein-coupled GABA receptor activity. The coding region runs from base 155 to 2815 and encodes 886 amino acids. Lineage: Eukaryota; Metazoa; Mollusca; Gastropoda; Lepetellida; Haliotidae. Gene Ontology annotation, biological process: gamma-aminobutyric acid signaling pathway; G protein-coupled receptor signaling pathway. The transcript has 17 exons. Gene Ontology annotation, cellular component: membrane; G protein-coupled receptor heterodimeric complex. The record is from RefSeq and is a predicted model, not a curated record.